Molecule: messenger RNA, 1002 nt
Organism: Westerdykella ornata
Lineage: Eukaryota; Fungi; Ascomycota; Dothideomycetes; Pleosporales; Sporormiaceae
Exons: 2
Coding region: 1-1002 (333 amino acids)
Source: RefSeq, a predicted model, not a curated record
AUGAGUGGACUAAGAGAUCUUGCCAAAGGCGGUUGGCACCCGAAAGGCAAAGGAGGAGGAAAAGAAUCAUGGAAGGGAGAUUUCAAAGGCGUGAGCACUGUGGCUGGCUGGAUGGGAAAAGGAAAGAACGCAGGCGAAGAUCCUCAUGAGCAUCAGUCCGCACCGUUGUCCACCCUACGAGACCCUGCGUCUUUUGGUCCUCCCCCGAAGCGCGUCGAUCAGGCAGGCAGUACAAGUAGAACACUCUCUGGAGGCUCGUCGAGCGGUGCUCUGGGGGAGGCAACGCAAGAUGGAGGAUCCGCAAGACAACGGUUGCAGGCCAGACGAAAGGCUGACGCAAGGGCGCAAGAGGAAGCAAACAGGUCACCCCCGGGCCCUUACAGAGUCGAUACCACGGGUUUACAGACCGAACACUUACCAAAACCGCCCGUCUUCCGUCCAGGACAAGCAACACCAUCUCCACCCCCAGCUAAUGGUGGUCCUAAGCCCAGACUGCCGCCGCGGUUACCUCCACGCCAGAACUCCCAUUCCGAUGCCUAUGCAGCACCCCCUCCGCCUGCGUACAGUGAAGUCCCAGGUGUAGAUACCACCAAUACACAGCCGGAACCUCUGCUCAAUCAGACCGCUAUCAACCGGCUAGGGGCGGCUGGCAUUGCCGUUCCGGGCUUGAAUAUUGGCGGCCGUGUCAACUCACCACCUGUACCCCCUCGUCAGACCCCUCCGGCCCCUGUAUCUCCUGCUGAGACCGGGGAUUCGCAACUGAGUGAACUCCAAUCCAGAUUUGCCAAUCUAUCCGCAUCCCGUAACGUGGCUGGGACUGGAAAUAGGGUCACCCAACAAUACGGCAUUGAAGAAGCAGCUCAGCCAGCAACCACGCCUCCUGUCACAUCCCCAACUCAGGGUAAACGACCUCCUCCACCACCACCGAAGAAGAAAGAGUUAUCUUCAAACCCUCGAGGACAGCCACCACCAGUACCACUUGGUAGCAAGCCUAGAUUCUAG